This is a messenger RNA of Salvelinus sp. IW2-2015, 5236 nucleotides long. Its product is annotated as arrestin domain-containing protein 2. Gene Ontology annotation, cellular component: plasma membrane; cytoplasm. The record is from RefSeq and is a predicted model, not a curated record. Gene Ontology annotation, biological process: protein transport. NCBI's taxonomy places the organism in Eukaryota, Metazoa, Chordata, Actinopteri, Salmoniformes, Salmonidae.
AGAAAUUAGUACAAUUAAAGAAAAACCCUGCAAUGAGUAGGUGUGUCCAUUCUUUUGCCUGGUACUGUACAUGCUGCUGACCUCUUGACAGGCCGCCUUCUCUAACCUCAAGGUUAAAUUAAAGUGGAUUUAGCUAAUGUUAUAACACAUUAACUACCAUGUACAGCUGAGUAAUUGCAUGGUUACAUAAAGUUAGUAUAGCAGAGGGGCAGCUUAAUAUAAAAGUGUUGGCCAGUUUUUAUAUGUGGAUAGGCUAAUUUUGAUACAUUUCCCAAAGAAUAACAGGAAAUUAUUUUAUUGGAUGGUGUUCAAAACAUAAUUUACAUGUCAUACUCAGUGCUUGACUUGGACUAAAAUAGGUGCCAGUACUCAUUUUGUGUGCCGGUACUGUUUAUAUUUAGGUGCAGGAACUCCACAAUACUUUUGAGAUAAUAUUCAGUAAGAGGUGCAGUAACUCAAGCAGUGAAAAUUUGAGGUGCCGGAUAUUGAUCUCUGAUGAACUCCUGCCCAAGUCAAGUGCUGAUCAUACUGAUAAACGUUGCCGUAUUUUGAUUUCAUCAAGUCAGGUAUCUCACAGAACUUCAUAUUUUCCUUCACAGAGUCAAAGUAAAUGUCUACAUUUUGGUUUGAUUGUGGACUUGUUUUGAUUAUUGUAGGUCUAAUCAGAAAAGGAGCAUGGCCAUUUACUUUCUGAGUCUCGCUCUUGGGUUUUUGACACUUUCUCUUUCAUUAUGACUGUUAGACUGUAAAUAGUGGUUUUGGAAUGUAUAAACUAAAGUGAAAGAAAGAGUGAGUGGAGAAGCCCACAGUACCCAGAGGCCGAAGACGGCUGCUGGCCUGAAAAGGUGUGGGGGGUUUAAAAAAAUGCUGCCUCUGUCUCUCAGGUAACAAGGGAAAAACAUGUGGGAACAGCUAGAUUAACAACCUCUACAGGAAGAUGUUGAAAUACACCCCAACAGUCCUUUGUUAUUUGCCUCGAGUCUGACUAAUAAUUGCUAAAUGGCUGGGACUUCAGGGUGCAGGCACUUGUCAAAUGAAUCUUUAAUCAUGGUAAGUUAGUUGGGAAAUAGCUUAUGAAGUGCAGUCCUAUUUCAUUAUAAAAGCAAUGUGAGCAAACAUACUCUUAUCUCAUUUCAUAUGUCAUAUAAACGUAGCCUUUUUCCCAUGGUCUGAUAGAAUUGCAGAUUAGUUUUACUCCCUUCAUGACAUUAGUUUGGUGGAUUUGGUUUUGAGACAUUUCAUGUUGAUACUGAUACUGCAGCUGUCUUUGGUCGUCUGAUAAAUGUGUAAUGAUGCCGUCCAUGUUCAUUGCAAUAAAGUAGACUGUGUUUUUCAUGUAUUCUUUGUGUGAAUACACUCUGGCUUAAGUCCUGCUGUUUGUGUGCCUUAAGCCGGACCCCCGAAAAACAUAGCUAUAGCCUUCUAUACAUAACUUGGCACUCUACUAAGAUAGGUCUUUGUUUUGAAUAUCAUCUGUUCUGAACACAUAUGUACAUGGUAUUAACUUUGUUAGUGUGAUGAGUCUGCAGACCAUUCAUUAUUUGAUACAACGUAGGUGUAUAAGUCCAAAAUCAUACUUCGUGCAGGCAUGCAGGCAUACAUGGUUUUUAUCUCAUCGGCCCAGCAAUUACAGGAAGUCUAAGGUCAGAGCUCACUGAAGUCGAUGACACACUUUUUAAGUUCUCAAAUAGCCACCAGGAGGCGGUUGAUAUCAUAAAUUUGCACAGUACUGGUACUAGUCUGUAUUCCAUGACAAAGCCCAGCUGUUGCAUGUGUCGUUCACACCACAGGYGGCAGUAUAUAACCCUCACAUACUUUCAGGAAACAAAUAAGUAAACAACUUUGUUUUUUGGGACAACAUUUCACCCCUGAUUUUGCAAUCUAGAGGGCCUGGAACUAAAUGUUCUGUAAGAUAUGAUCGAUGUAUUUGUAUUGCAAGCAGAUGUACUUAAAUGUACUUUUCAUGUUUAUGCGCAUUCCCUUUAUCAUUAUUGCUUUUUAUUGAAGUGGUAGCCUAUAUGAAAUAGUAAAAAAACUGUUUCAUGAUAGUUCAUACAGGGCUUUAGAGACUUUUCUAAUCAUCAUCAUGUUUGCUCUCUAAGAAAAUCAAUUUUGCAAACUGUGCAUGUUCUGUUUCUUGGAACUAAUGCAUAGACCGCAUGUACAGAAUGUUAAAAAUGGACACGAGCUAAAACGAAAAUAAAUACCUUUGCACAAUAGUACAAUGUGAAACUAUUUUGUCAAAUGGGAGGAUCUUUGCAGUCUUCGGGCAUGCUCAGUUAAGUCUGUUUUUGUCUAAGAACCUGUAACCAUCAAUCACCAGGCACUGUUUUCUCCGUUCGCUCCGAACACCACGCCCAGGGAAGAUGUUUAUUAGCCUGCUACAAUCUAUGCAUGGCACCUUAUGUAAUAUAUUUGGAGAUCCCGCCCCCUUUCACAUCGUGCAAAAAGGAACUGUGGCCGUCUCUCCUGCAUCAGUUUUGUGUAGCGACAAGCCAGAGAGAUAACUGAAACGUUCUACGUUUUUUGACAACUUGAAUAAGAGCGCAAGAACAUUUUAGCAAAAGUAUUCCCUUUGGAAUUAACACGCCUCAAGAUGAUUUUCGGCAAAUUGAAAAAGUUUGACAUCGUCUUUGACUCUCCAGAAAUCGACUCUCCUCCAGUCUUCAGCAGUGGGGACGUGGUGUCUGGAAAAGUAGUUUUGGACCUUGCAGGGGAAUGUAAAGUGGAGUCGUUGAAGUUGCACGCCGAAGGUUUUGCUAAAGUGUAUUGGACCGAGUCACGUUCGGCUGGGUCUAGUACUGCUUAUACUCAAAACUACAGCGACGAAGUGGAAUAUCUCAACCGAAGAGAAGUGCUUUUGCAAGCAGAUAAUGGCGAGCUCACCCUCCUCCCUGCUGGAAGACAUGAAUUUCCAUUUAGUUUCCAGUUGCCUGAUGAGACACUGGUAACAUCUUUCGAAGGCAAGCAUGGCAGCGUCCGCUACUGGGUGAAGGUGAAGCUGCAUAGGCCCUGGGCUACAGUGAGGAAGAUCAAGAAGGAGUUUACAGUCAUUGAGCCCAUUGACAUCAACACACCAGCCUUAUUGGCCCCCCAAGCUGGCAGUAAAGACAAGAUGGCACGGGUUUGGUACCACAACUUUGGACAGGUGUCGAUAACUGCCAAGAUCGACCGUAAAGGUUACACACCAGGUGAGGUGAUUCCUGUCUUUGCUGAGUUUGACAAUGCCACGUCACGCUCUGUGGUGCCCAAGGCCUACAUCACACAGACGCAGACGUUCCUCGCCCGGGGCACCAUGAAGCAGAAGCAGGCGGUGGUGGCCACGCUUAGUGGCGACGUGGUGGGGGCCCAGCGUAGGGAGACCUGGCAUGGCCGCGCCAUCAAGAUCCCACCUGUCGGGCCCUCCAUCCUGCAGUGCCGCAUCAUCAAAGUGGAAUACAUGCUCAGGGUAUGUGUGGAUGUUCCUGGGACCUCUAAGUUGUGCCUAGAGCUGCCGCUGGUGAUGGGCACCAUCCCCCUGCAUCCCUUCGGCAGCCGCACCUCUAGUGUCAGCAGCCAGUACAGUGUCAACCUGGAAUGGCUCCGCAUGGCCAUCCCUGAGCAGCCUGAGCCUCCUCCUGACUACAGCUCUGUUGUUACUGAUGAGGAGGCUGAGCAGAACACUAUGGCCCACCGUCCUGAGGAGGACCUCAGUGGGAUCAUGGAGCACCCACUUAGGGCCUUUGUCCAGGAGUUCCGCUUCCGACCCCCUCCAGUGUACUGCGAGGUCGACCCAAACCCUCAGCCCCUCAACAUGAGACGUCGCUGCAUGACGUGUUGAACCAACCACUUGAGCGUCACGCGAUGACCCGACUUAAUUACGCAAAGUGAUUUGUCUUCUCCUGGAUUACUAUCCGAAACUGGCUACCCAGUCCCAAGAUGUGGCCUCUGUUGUUGGUAGGGACUAAGAGUACCGCUGAGAAGAGGAGAUGGAGACGACAGGACCUGGUUGUGGAGGAAGCCCUUUUUUAAAAAGAAAGAUGGACAUGUUACGUUGCGCAAGGAAAGGAAAUAACUUGUACCAUGGUUCCUGUCCUCCAAAGUGAUUUUGGCUCUGGAUGAGGAAACAGAGCCCCUCCUGCCAAUCAAUGAUUCCCACACAAUAAAUGUUUUGUGUUAUUUACUGAAUUUGGGGAAAUAUUGGGGGAGAAUCACUUGAUUUUUGUAAGGGGGGAGAGUUGGAGUUGCAGAUGAUACCUAAGCCUUAAAGAAUGCUAUGUGAUAUGAAGAAGUAAUCAGUUGGCUUAAUGUUGAGGCAUCUGUAAUACCCAACUCCCCUUUGCCUUGUAACAUAUAGCCUGGAUGUCAACCUGCGUUAUGUAUUAUGACUCAAUCAUGAUGUUCCCAUGACUAUUUCUACUGAUAGUCAAGUAAAUGAGUUUCAAGUAAGCACUUUUUCUGAGAAGUCAUGGUUUGGUGAAGAGGAGUUGAGUCAGCAGGUUUAGAUAUUAAGCCGAUGUACACAGGUAAUGCUAUGCAAAAGGGAAAGCCUGCAGUGUCUGCAAAUGAACUGAAAUGAUUGCCUGAGCGAUUCUGAUGCAGCAGCUAUCCGCUGGAGCUGUUCAAUGUAUUCUGAAUGUUAAUGUAACAGUACUGGUUAAUGUAACAGUACUGGAUGAAGAAACUAAGUGAAUUUCUUGGUAUGUGGAUGAAUUCAAGAGGAAUUGGAGUUGCGUAAAAGCUAGUUCUUUAGCACAAACCUAUGCAUAGUGUCUCCUCAAAUAGAGACUAGUACUGAUUUAUUAUGACCGUUCACAACAAUGAUAAGAGGAAGAAACGUGUGAGUCUGUUUUGAAGCUGCUUCAGGCUCAAAUGAUUAGUUUUAGAAGCAGCUAAAGAGGAAAUGUCUGAGCCAUGUGGUUUGUGCGUUUGUCUCAACCCAGAUGCCUGUGCCUUGAUGUUUCUGAACAGUUUAGAAAUGUCUGCAGAACAUUUGUUCAGCGUCACAUUAAGCCUUACGUUGGAGAUGUCACUUUGAAGUGUACUAAAGAACAUUCCAAGAAAUUACUGAGGACUUUUACCUCAUUUCCAAAUAGUGGAGAGAAUGGUGGCUUCAGGUCAGCAACGCAGCUUUGGUGUCAUGCUCAGUGCAGCACACACCUUAAACGGAAUGUAUUUUAUACAAAUGCCAUUGUUGAUUCACAUGACUAGCCAAAGUUUUUGUAAUUCUUGUUUCUAAUAAAAACACUGACAGAUU